AUGGGCGCACAACACUCAUUCCACGUUAUCACACGAAGGUUGUCAAUACACAAAAAACGCAACAGCAAAGUAGUGAGCCGGAGAGAACCACAGACGUGUCUCCAAAGUCUUCCGAAAGAGCAAACAGUAGACUACGCCCAAGACGAGUUCAACAGAUAUCAAACAAACAACACGAUUUCAAUGAAUGGGAUAGUCUCAUUAAUGAGUGACUUGCAUAUUGAUGAUAUCAGCUCUUUACAAGCUCUUUGGGUUGCGUGGAAAUUCAACGCGAAAAAUAACAUUAUAACCCUCAACAACUUUAAAAAGUGUUUUGAUGAAUUUCAUAUGAAAAAAGUGACUGAACUAGUUAAGUAUAUCCCACAGAACCCACUUGAUGAUAGAGUCCAAGCAAAACGGCUCUUUAUCUUUUCAUUUGAUUGUAAUAUAGAAUACGGUCAGAAAAGAAUAGGUAAAGAUGAUUGUAUAGAAAUUCUUGACCAAUUCUUUGGAAGACAAAACGCACAACUCAACCGUUUUAUUCGAUUUUUAAAACAAGAAUCGGUAAGACCACUCUCUCGUGACGAGUGGCAAAAUUUGUUUGAUUUAAUAGAAACAGUUCAAUUGGACUUUUUAAAUUAUUCGACGGGAGAUGAUUCGUGUUGGCCUUUAAUCUUUGAGAGUUAUUAUAACUAUUGUAUGGAUAAUAAAAACUAUUAUUAA
Entamoeba invadens IP1 is the source of this 699-nucleotide messenger RNA. RefSeq lists its product as hypothetical. The record is from RefSeq and is a predicted model, not a curated record. The transcript has a single exon. Gene Ontology annotation, molecular function: ubiquitin-like protein binding; ubiquitin conjugating enzyme binding; cullin family protein binding. Bases 1 to 699 code for a protein of 232 amino acids. Gene Ontology annotation, biological process: protein neddylation; positive regulation of ubiquitin-protein transferase activity. NCBI's taxonomy places the organism in Eukaryota, Evosea, Mastigamoebida, Endamoebidae. Gene Ontology annotation, cellular component: ubiquitin ligase complex.